Messenger RNA from Coprinopsis cinerea okayama7#130, 393 nucleotides. RefSeq lists its product as hypothetical. The record is from RefSeq and is a predicted model, not a curated record. The transcript has 2 exons. Lineage: Eukaryota; Fungi; Basidiomycota; Agaricomycetes; Agaricales; Psathyrellaceae. The coding region runs from base 1 to 393 and encodes 130 amino acids.
AUGGCGUUUCUUCGCCUUUCCCGGCGUGGCCGAAGCCGUGGGCUUGGUGAGGGCGAUCCUCCUAUUUAUCGGGAACCCAUGAUCUCAGGGUUGAUCCAAGUCCUCAAGUCUCCGAGGAUGAUGAAGAAGCUCUGCAGAUCCCUCGAGCUUCGACGCGUCUUCGAAGUACCAAGCACCCUUGGUCCGAUAUUUCUCCUCCCGCGAACUAUGAAUAGCAAGGAAAGGCGUUGGAUGAUAAGAGUGUCUACAACAUACCACAGGAGUUCGAAAGAGAACGGUUUGUCUGCGCAGGAUCGUGGGUUUGACCGUCCACCACGAAUCACACGAGUUCCUCACCUCCAACAAGGAGAGGCGCUCGCCCCGAAUGACACGGUCGACGUGUUCAAUGAAUAA